Messenger RNA from Meyerozyma guilliermondii ATCC 6260, 1749 nucleotides. RefSeq names its product NAPDH-dependent diflavin reductase. Gene Ontology annotation, cellular component: cytosol. The coding region runs from base 1 to 1749 and encodes 582 amino acids. The transcript has a single exon. The record is from RefSeq and is a predicted model, not a curated record. Gene Ontology annotation, molecular function: NADPH-hemoprotein reductase activity; FMN binding; flavin adenine dinucleotide binding. Lineage: Eukaryota; Fungi; Ascomycota; Pichiomycetes; Serinales; Debaryomycetaceae.
AUGUCUGGCGUUACCAUCUUGUAUGGAUCCGAAACAGGUAAUGCCCAGGAAUACGCACGAUAUUUAUCGAAAAGGCUCCGCUACUUGAACUUGAGUCCGAUAUUGUCACCAUUAGACGAUUUUCCACUAAAAAAUUUGGUUACAGAGACUCGAUUUUUGAUUAUAAUAUGUUCUACCACUGGUCAAGGAGAACUUCCUCGAAACGCCAGAAAGUUUUUCAAGUUCUUGCUCCGCAAAAAGCUUCCUAGAGACUUGUUGAAUCACUUGGAGAUCACCAGCUUUGGACUAGGCGAUUCUUCGUACCCAAAGUUCAACUAUGCCAUUCGAAAGUUGCAUGCUAGACUAAUGCAAUUGGGGUGUCAAGAGUUAUGUUUACGGUGUGAGGCGGACGAACAAGCACCAGAAGGGGUGGAUAAGUUCUAUAGUGAGUGGGAAUUUGCGCUUACUAGCACGCUUCAGACAAAAUGUAAUGUUGUUGAGCUCGAUACCGAAUUUGUGCUACCUCCAGAAACACCCGUAAAGGUCGUUGAUACGGAACAAGAUAUCGACACUUUGGGAAACAAAACCAUAGCCACGUCUCGCCCCGAGUUGCGGAUUGGAACAUUGGUUCAAAAUAAGAGGGUAACAGCACCAGAUCAUUUUCAAGAUGUUCGUCAUAUAAUCAUCACUGCUGAAGAUUUAAAUUAUGUUCCUGGAGACACCCUAGCACUCUAUCCCAGCAACGACGACGAUUCCGUGGAGCAGUUGAUCCAAUUGCAACCGCAUUGGAUUCCUUUUGUUGAUAAGCCUUUGGAAAUCCUGGGAAGAUUGCCUCAUAUCGAAGGUGGGUUCAUCGACAAAAAGUGUCUCACAUUAAGAUCGUUGUUGAAGUAUCACAUUGAUCUUUCGGCAGUGCCUCGCCAUUCGUUCUUCUUUUCCCUUUGGCAUUUCGUAGACUCGUCUUCUGAAGAUGGUGCCCGAGAAAAGGAAAAACUUCGUGAAUUCAGCAAGUUUGAAGACAGUGAGGAUUUGUAUAAUUAUGCCAACCGUCCCCGACGCCUGAUACUAGAAACUAUCCAGGAAUUUCACGAAAAUCUCGAGAUUCCCAUUGCCUAUAUCAUGGAUAUCUUCCCGCUCAUCCAUCCCCGGUUGUUCCUGAUAGCUUCACGGCCCUCAUCCAGUCUGGUGGAAAUUGUUGUUGGGCUCGUGGAGUACAAAACUAUCAUUAGACGAAUCCGCCGUGGAUUGUGCAGUAAAUGGUUGAAAGAAAUGGCCCCAAACACAAAUCUUGCCUUCACCAUUCAUGAAUCCAACAUAUUUUUCUCCAAUAAACCCAUCAUAAUGGUGGCUCCAGGCACUGGCAUUGCACCCAUGAAAUCUUUGAUCGAAGAGAAAGCUAUGGCUGGCUCUCCACCUCUCUACCUCUUUUAUGGAUGCAGAAACCACGGAAAAGAUUACCUCUUUCUGGAUCUAUGGGAGGGUUUACAACAACAGAAUAAACUUCAUUUCUACCCAUGUUUCUCGCGAGAUGGUUCAAACAUAAAAUACGUUCAGCAUAACCUUUACCAACAAAAAAAGUUGGUGGGAGAUCUUCUUCUCAAAGAGGGGGCCACUAUCUUUAUUUGUGGUUCAAGCGGCUCGAUGCCUACACAAGUGAGGAUCACACUUACCGAGAUUUUACAAGAAAUCGGCCAAAUUUCCAAUGAUGAGGCUGCGAAAUAUUUGCUUGAGAUGGAGAGUAAUGGUCGGUAUAUCCAAGAAACGUGGUAA